AUGCCGGUGGUAUCCUCGCUGUUUCCGCUCGUUCGUCAAGCCGAUUUCGAAUGGAUGGGUGGGGGGCUAGAGGGGAGGGAUGGCGUAACUGUCGGUGACGGGGCAUCUUUGGCAGGGCUAUUCGUGGCGCUGAUCGUAGGUAUCCCCACCACGAUCGUUGCGAUCCUUGCGAUCAUGGUGUAUCUCAGGUCAAAUGAUGGGUCUGAAACAGGUAUUCAUCCUACGAGCCAACAGAGCACCAGUACAGAGAUAGAGCUUCGUAACAUACCUGCUGCCCAAGAUCCUGCAGUUCCUCGUACGGAGCAUUCCAUAGCAACUGCUGCUCAGAGUGUUCCAGCGACACGUACGGAACGGGAAGCUCCCGUUCUGUCUACUGCUCCCACCGUCUAA
Messenger RNA from Pyrenophora tritici-repentis Pt-1C-BFP, 390 nucleotides. NCBI's taxonomy places the organism in Eukaryota, Fungi, Ascomycota, Dothideomycetes, Pleosporales, Pleosporaceae. The record is from RefSeq and is a predicted model, not a curated record.